GGACUGGACGGCGGUCGGUGGAGCAGGAGCAGGAGCAGGAGCAGCAGGAUCAGGAGGAGAAGGGGAGACAGAGACACAGAGUAGACAGGACCGCAGUUGCAGAAUUCCAGCAUCUGCAGUUUCUUGUGUCUUAACAUUUGAUCUAGCAUUUUAAUGAAGUGAAAUGGAAGAAAAGCCCAAUUUUCCUAAAAGGAACAAGGAACUGGUAAUUGGCAAAGACGAAGCUAAUUGGAGGGGUACUGUGCACCAAGAAAAUCACUUUACACCUGGAAGCCACUCGAAAAUUUUUAACAAAAGAACAGAAACCCAGAAGCAAAGGGAAGUACAAGAGAACAAUGGUCCUAGUGCAAGGAAGUGUGCUCAAGUUAUCGUGGGCAAUCCAAACACAGCCACAAGAGUUGCUCACAGUCCUGGGACUCGUUCCAAAGAUGGACGCAGAGAAAAGAGUAAAAAGCGGGUAUCUGGUCUGGAACAAGGUUCUGUAGCUCAGAACAAAGAGAGGAAGUGGAAGGAGAAUGCUUCUGAGUUGAGAUAUAAAUCUCUGCCAAAAGACAAUGACUAUAGUAAAACUGAAUGGAACAGGUCUCAAAGUAAUGGUGAUAAAGUCAGGAAUGCUCGAAGGCAACUACAUAAGGAAUAUGUAAACAAUGAAUUAUUUGGAAAACAAGCAGAAGGACAAAAGAAAUCAAAGAGAACAAAAACAAAUGAACAAGUGCAAGACUUUACAAUAGUUACAGAUGAAUCCAAAUUAACAAAAGAAGAUCAACUAGAUCUGGCUGAAGAAAGGCUCAAAGAAGAUUCUAUCUUCAGACUCAAGAAGCGUGCACGAAAUUGUCCAUCUGCAAAGUACACAUGUAAACUUUGUGAUGUGUUGAUCGAAUCAGAGUCAUCUGCCUACAAACACAUUAAGGAGAAAAGACACAAGAAGUGCCUAAAGGACAUACAAGAAGAGGGAAUGCUUGCAAUGCUUCCAGCGCCAAGUCCAUCACAAGUCAGAGCAAUUGAUGCUGCCAUUUACAAGAUUGUUGAGGAGGACGGCCUAACUGAGGCUGACGUGAGAAAAAGACAUGAGAUUACCAGAACAAUGGAAAAUGUUCUGCAGCAUUUAUUGCCAGACUGCUCACUUAGACUCUAUGGAUCCUCUUGUACAGGAUUUGGCUUUAGAGAUUCUGACCUUAACAUUGAUAUUCAAUUUCCAGUUUAUAUGAAUCAACCAGAUGUGCUAUUGCUAGUUCAGGAAAGCCUCAAGAAUAGCAUUUCUUUCAUUGAUGUUGAGGCAGAGUUCCAUGCCAGAGUACCUGUCAUACUAUGCAGAGCCAAGCAAAGCGGCCUUUUAUGUAAAAUAAGUGCAGGCAAUGAAAAUGCAUGGCUCACAACUUGUCACUUAGCUGCCUUGGCAAAGUUUGAACCUUCUCUUACUCCGUUGGUUAUUGCCCUUAGAUCUUGGGGAAAGCUUUGUCGCAUUGAUAGCCCAGAGGAAGGAGGGUUGCCACCCUAUGCUUUUGCUAUAAUGGUCAUAUUCUUUCUUCAACAAAGGAGCGAAUGUGUGCUACCUGUGUAUCUUGGAUUAUGGAUUGAAGAAUAUUUGGUAGACAACUUGGCCAACUUCAGUCUUAAAGGGGUAGAAAACAAUGAGGUCAUUUGGGAAUACAAACCAAAUGAGGAAGACUUUUCAAUUGGAGGAAAGGUUCCACUCGUCUUUGAUAAAAAUCAACAAAGUACUGUGCCUGUGGGACAGCUGUGGGUCGAACUACUUCGAUUUUAUGCAAUUGAAUUUUCAGUGACAUAUUUCGUUAUUAACAUACGAACCAGAGAGCCACUAUCUCGGGAAGCUAAAGAAUGGCCCAAAAGGAGAAUUGCUGUGGAAGAUCCGUACUCUGUGAAGAGAAAUGUUGCACGAACGUUAAGUAGUCAAAUUGUUUUUGACUAUCUCGUUCACUGUUUACGAGCAACAUAUAAGUACUUUGCGUUGCCCAGAUACAAGCCAGCAAAGUUAAACAAAAGAAGCAAUGAAAAAACUGAUUCUAAAGCAGCAUCUAUGGUUGAAGCAGGUCAGCAGGAAUUUGUUGACCUUUGUACGUCAAGGGCACUGCUACCAGAGACAACGUCUACCAGUUCAGCGGAAAUUCCUGAUGGAGAAUGGCAACAGAUCCACAAUGCUCCUGCUGCAUGUAAUGAUGGUGAAAAACUAUCUUCUGAAAACCCCUACAGAAACUUGGAAAAGUUACAAGAAUGUGGGAGUAAAAGUUACAAAGAGGAAGAGUUGAUAACUGAUUUGCAAAAGUGCAGAAUUACUGGAGAUGACUUGCCCGAGGAUGAUGAAAAUCAAUCAGAAAGUGAAGAUAAAAAUGAUAAUGAACUUCUGGAAAGUGGCAAUGAUGAAGAACUGUUUAAUAUGUCUGGGCAGAAGAAAAACAUUUCAACAAUUGCCAGCAAGAUGUUUAAUGAAAGCAAAUGUAUACAAUCAAUAGAAGCAGAUAAUGAGACCUCCAGUGAUGAUGAAAUGAACUCUUGUGUGAACCGCGUGAAUUGUUACAGAGAUCGCUUUAAUUCAGAAAAUCUUUCAGACUCUGAGAAUUUUCUGAAUCCUCAUAAUAUCGAGAGUGAUGAUGUUGAUAUUGAUGAUUCUAAUCAACUGCAAAUGAAAAAUGAUGAAAUCGCGUUAAAUGAAAUUAGAGAAAGUUCUGACAGUAUGGAUGAACUGCACAAUUUCUCUAAAAAGACAACAGAGCACCAGAAAAGGCCACUAAACAGAAAUGAAGACUAUGAGGAAGAAGAUGACGAUGAUGAUGAUGAUGACAUUGAUGAUGAUGAUGAUGAUGAUGACUUGGAUCUGACUAUCACAACUCGAGUUCAUCUUGACAGUCUUACAGCUGAAGAGGAAUUUGAGAAUAUUUCCACAGAGUCUAGUCAGGAGGAUAACCCGUCUGAUGAAGAUGGAAUAAUUGAUGAUGAAUUGCUAAACUGGAAAGAACGUACACUGGAAAGCCUAAGUGAUGUGACUUCUCAGACGAUCACACAUACUCCAAGCAAGAAAGAAAAACAAGUUCAAAAUGAAAUAAAUAAGGAAGUUACUGUUGGAGAAACUAACCCUACUUUACUUGGAUGUGAAUCACAAUCGAGUGAUGACAACCUGUAUUAUGUGUUCAGUAAAGCGGCUUUUACAAAGGGCAAGGCUUCCAUAAUUGUAUGCAGUUUAUGCAAGCGAGAAGGCCACUUAAAACAUGAUUGUCCCGAGGACUUCAAAAAAGUUGAUCUUGAGCCAUUGCCACAAAUGACACCAAAAUUCCUGGAAGAACUUGACAGAGUCUGUAUUCAAUGUUAUUCUGACUUUUCCCCUGAUCGUUUGGAAAUUCAGGCACGUGAGCAUAUUCUAGUGAACCUGCAGGCAUUCAUCAGAAGAGAACUGGAUGCUAAAGUAAAGCUCUGCUUGUUUGGCUCUUCGAAGAAUGGGUUUGGUUUUAGGCAAAGUGAUCUUGACAUUUGUAUGACAUUUGAAGACCGAGAAACAGUAGAGGGAUUAAAUUGUAUCAAGAUUAUUGAGGAUUUGGCAAGAGUGUUGAGAAAGAAUCCAGGUUUAAAAAACAUUCUGCCCAUCACAACUGCAAAAGUUCCCAUUGUUAAAUUUUUCCAUGUAAGAAGUGGCCUUGAGGGAGACAUUAGUUUGUAUAACACUCUGGCUUUACAUAACACUGGACUGUUAGCUUGCUAUGCAGCAAUUGAUCCAAGGGUGAAAUAUAUUGGCUAUACGAUGAAGGUUUUCGCCAAGGUGUGCGAUAUCGGUGACGCAUCCAGAGGCAGCCUUUCAUCAUAUGCAUAUACUUUAAUGGCAAUUUACUUCCUACAGCAAAGGAAGCCACCAGUAAUUCCCGUCCUUCAAGAGAUGCAUCAAGGGACAAAAAGGCCAGAAAACUUGAUCGAUGGUUGGAAUGUGUAUUAUUUUGAUAAACUGGAUGAACUGAAAAAUAAAUGGCCUGACUAUGGAAAGAAUAAAGAGUCCCUUGGAGAGUUAUGGCUGGGGCUUCUCAGGUUCUACACAGAGGAGUUUGACUUCAAAGAACAUGUGAUUAGCAUCAGGCGAAAGGCUCUACUCACAACCUUUAAGAAGCAAUGGACAUCUAAAUAUAUUGUUAUUGAAGAUCCAUUUGACCUCAACCAUAACCUUGGAGCUGGGCUGUCCCGAAAGAUGACAAAUUUUAUCAUGAAAGCUUUCAUCAAUGGGAGAAAGGUUUUUGGAACACCGAUUAAAUGCAUCCCAGUGCAAUAUCCCACAAUUAUGGAGUAUUUCUUUGAUCCAGAAAUUCUGACUGAGGGCAAGGGAGCUCCAAAUGACAGAUGCUGUAGAAUUUGUGGUAAAAUCGGACAUUUUAUGAAAGAUUGUCCAAUGCGGAGAGGCAACAAAGCAAGGCAGCGGCAUAAUAUCGAUGAUUUUCAAACUCAAUAUGAAAAAUGCAUGGAAAAGGGAAGAAGGAUUAUUGAGAUAGAUUCUUCAAAAAAAGAAGUGCCGAAGCCACAACGGCAAGGUUUAAAAGAUGCUCCAGUACUAGAAGGAGAGUCAUAUCCAGAGGUUCGAACACCGAGGAAGUCAAAGGACGAUAGAGCAGCAAAUGAAAUGCUCAGGGACAGAACUCCCAGGCAGUAUCCAGAACAAAGGAAGAAGCAAGACGAGAGAGAUAAACGUUGCUUUAUCUGCGGGAAGGAAGGCCACAUCAAAAAAGAAUGUCCUCGAUACAAAGGAGAAAAAAGUGCUGAAAUUGCUGCAUGGGCAUCCUCCUCAACAUUCAACAUUGGGAAUGAGAACACCAAAGGAAAUGUGAAGAAGAAAAGACAGCGGGGAAAUUCCCAAUCAGGUGUCGGUAGUAAAGUCUCAGCAAAUUCAACUCAGGGAAGAUCUCCACAGAAAAAGAUGCAAUCAGAAGGAAUCUGAAAGGAUGCUGAAAAAAAUGAUUAAUUGUAUUUCAGUUUGAUAAUAAACUGUCACCUUUGUGCAAAUCCUCCUCAAUUCUCCCUCAGUUAAGGCAGCCUAGUAAAUGUUUUAUGCUUGUUCUUGAAAGAAUAGUAUGAUUUUAUGUUCCAUGAAAUGUUGUCUCACAGGGGUCCCUGAUCUUACUGAGUUUAAAUGAUUUUAAUUAGAACGUGUUCCGUGUUUAAAAUACUUUGUUGUGAUAUUAAGCAUAAAUUUUGUGUAUUUUAAUUUUUGAUUGACCUAAUGCCUUGUGUAAAUCAACUUUACUAAUCAUUGUUCAAAUGAAAUAGAUAAGGUGGCACCUUAACUGUAAAAUUAUUUAGGCGCAAUUAAUGUAAUAGCAUAGUUCAGGUAAAUAUGCAUUUUAUUCCAUGGAAAACAUUAAAUUUUCAACAUUUUAUUUUGUUUUUCUUUUGGUGUGCCAUAUUUGCAUAUCUAAGUAAGGGGGAAGGAGGGAGAGUUUAUACAAAAAGUCAUUUUGGUACAUUUAUAAAAACACAAAUAUCACAACUCAAUCGUUCUUUAAUUGCAAUGGAUUUGCAAAACAGAAUAAGUGCUUCAUUGAUAUUGUUAAUAAACAAUCUUGCUCAUUUAGCAGGACCAAAUUGAUAGAUUCCCAUUUAUUCAGCUUGAAAUUAGAGCCAAAAAUAAACAAUUUGAAUUAUUGUAUCAGUGAUAUUUUUGUGUUGUUGGAUUGGGGGGAGAGGGGCGGGGAAUAUUGUCUGAAGAAAGCUACACAGUGACAUGUUUUGUGUAAUCCACUGAAGUAGUAUAUCAGAAAAAAAGGAAUCUUGAAUGCUUGAAACUGUUUGAUUGUGAUAUUUGUGAUUUGUUGCUUUUGAAUAGAUAUGUUUUUGAGGAUUUGCUGCUUUAAUUACCGAGAUGUUUUAAACAAUGAUGGUUGUAUAAAGAAAAUGUGGACAAGUACCUUGUAUUUGUACAUAUGUGGUAAAUGUACAUUCAAAAUCUCAACUGCUGUGCGUAAAGUCUUGUGAGAAAAAAUAAAAUUCUUAGAAAAAUUUAAACUCAGAAUUUCUGAAAGAAAAGAUGAGGUGUAACCUUGAAUUUGAUUCACUUUUGUCAUAAGCAUGAUUAUUUAAACUAUAAUGAACAGUUUAUGCACAAACAAAUUAUUUCUAGAAUAAAUACUCUACUAAAGGGGAAAAAAGUAUUUCCAUAUAAAUUCCCUGCAGUGAUCAGACACCAUUGACUCCACAUCCCGACUCUUAAAAACUGUCAGUUUCACUGCAGCUGGCCAUUGAAACUGACAACCAAUCGCUUCUAUUGAAGCUUUUACAAAGAUACUCCAUUAAACAAUUUUUUAGCUUGCUGUAACAAAUAUAAGCAUAGCUAUUAAAAACUUUUUAAAUCCUGCAAGGAAAAAUAACUUUUGUUAUUGCAAGUUUGAAAUUCUAGCUCCUAAUCCCAUUUUCCCAUUGACACAAUAUAUUUAUAAUGUGAUAUUCCAUAACAAGGUUACAUCAGAACACAUCAGUAUAACUAGGUAUCAAUGCAGAGCAUGAUACAUUAUUUCUCUGAGAUCAAUGUUCUGAGCCCUGUUCUUCAAGAUAAUCCUGUGGUCCUUCUAUCUGUCCCUCACCCUGUCUCCCACCCACAGGAAAAACAUAAUUAUUUGCUUAUUCAUAAUAGCUAAACUAUCUCAUUCAUACAGCCUGUGUAUCUCAAGACCAGCAAGGGUUCACACCCCAAAAAAAUAUUUAUCUUUCUCCUUCACAUGUGUUGUUGGAUAAUUAAUUUAUAUUCUUGACAAACUUUCUUGACAAAAGUUUACACGUUUUAAAACUGGUUUCAUUUGUUUAGGUUUUUAUAUUUCCUAAAUACAAAAGUUAUUACAAAAGCACAUGAGUAUGAUGUUGAAUACACAAAUUUUAGCACAUUUUUUUUGAUACACAAUAUAAAUAAUUUAACCAAAUACAAAUAUGGUAAUUGUAAAAUUAAUAAAAACUAGCACAAUAAAAU
Molecule: messenger RNA, 6946 nt
Organism: Leucoraja erinaceus (little skate)
Lineage: Eukaryota; Metazoa; Chordata; Chondrichthyes; Rajiformes; Rajidae
Product: terminal uridylyltransferase 7-like
Exons: 30
Coding region: 164-4927 (1587 amino acids)
Cellular component (GO): nucleus
Molecular function (GO): zinc ion binding; RNA uridylyltransferase activity; nucleic acid binding
Source: RefSeq, a predicted model, not a curated record